AUGGGUGCACGACCAUCGGGCGCACGUGUCGGAAGCACCGAAGAUCCAAGCCAAACUCAGGACGAUACAAACGUGGUCCUGGAGGUCGUAAACAACUCCGGAUUGAGGUUGCACAGAUCUCACGUCGACCCUGUGGAAUUUGCACUUUCGCUACCUGAAGUUCUGUCUUCAACGCAUACUCUCAUCCUUCAAGAUGUUGGACAGCAGGAGGUCUUCAUCAACUACACGAGCUGCCAACCUCGUCCAAGUCCGCAGGAGGGGGUUAAGUGCUUGUCAACGAGCUCAGGGCUUUGCGAAUUUGAGUAA
Messenger RNA from Symbiodinium necroappetens, 306 nucleotides. Lineage: Eukaryota; Dinophyceae; Suessiales; Symbiodiniaceae. The record is from the annotation of a GenBank genome assembly.